Messenger RNA from Hevea brasiliensis (rubber tree), 1209 nucleotides. Its product is annotated as nifU-like protein 3, chloroplastic. Gene Ontology annotation, molecular function: iron-sulfur cluster binding; iron ion binding. Gene Ontology annotation, cellular component: chloroplast stroma; mitochondrion. Bases 298 to 963 code for a protein of 221 amino acids. Lineage: Eukaryota; Viridiplantae; Streptophyta; Magnoliopsida; Malpighiales; Euphorbiaceae. The record is from RefSeq and is a predicted model, not a curated record. Gene Ontology annotation, biological process: iron-sulfur cluster assembly. The transcript has 4 exons.
UAUCCACAAGCAUUGGCAUUUUUCUUCUAUCUUCAGCAUUCUUAGCCUAUCCAAAUCUCCCUAUCAAAUGUCCCCAUUACCAUUGCUACAAUGACUAGAAAACCAAAUUUUAAAACAGAAACAACAAGAAGAUUAAGCAUGAGAUACCAUACUAACAUAUCUUAUUGAAAUUGGCAUCGCUUUUUGUUGCCAAUAGUAUCAAAUUCAAAUGGAAAUUGAUUAGUUUCAGUGCACAAGAGGGAACCUUAGGAUAGCACAAAAUCUUUGAAGUAAUAGCAUUAUCAUAUAGCUACUUCAAUGUUGAACCUUUCCCUGUCUUUAUCUAGAAGAACCCACUAUUCGUCAGUUUUCAAGAACCAAAUUUCAGACUCAUGUAGAUUUUCUUCAAGGCAGAAUACUUUCCUUAGGGGACCGUUUCAUAGCAGACACCUUUUCUCCUUGAAGCUGAACCGUACUCGAAGGAAAUUUGCGGGACUUGUGGUUUCACCAAGCUGUGUACUUCCAUUAACUGAAGAAAAUGUGGAGAAGGUUUUGGAUGAGGUGCGACCUGGCUUGAUGGCUGAUGGAGGCAAUGUAGUUUUACAUGAGAUAGAUGGUCUUGUUGUAGUGCUGAAGCUACAAGGGGCAUGUGGAUCAUGUCCAAGUUCUACAAUGACACUAAAGAUGGGAAUUGAAACUCGGCUGCGGGAUAAAAUUCCAGAAAUCAUGGCUGUGGAACAGAUCCUGGACACUGAAACAGGACUGGAGCUAAAUGAGGAAAACAUUGAAAAGGUUCUUGCUGAGAUUAGACCGUACCUCGCUGGGACAGGAGGUGGAGUGCUUGAACUUGUUCAAAUCAAUGAUUAUGUUGUCAAGGUUAUGCUUAGCGGGCCUGCAGCUGCGGUUAUGACUGUUCGUGUCGCUCUGACACAAAAGUUGAAAGACAAGAUACCUGCCAUUGCAGCUGUACAGCUGAUCGAUUAACUGAGGAAUGGUGAGAACAAUAAUUUUAUUAAGGGAAAAAUAGAAAGUUAGAAUCUUCUGGUAGAGUAUUCAUAUUCUUCAGUAAAGAGUUUGAUUUUGGUUGUAAGAUCAAUUUCUAACCUGGGAAAUUCUUCGUUUCCUUACAGGAUAUAGUAUCUGUUAUUAUGCCUCAGUUGAUGGCAAUGAAAUAAUUUCAUAGUUGUUUUCAACUUUUCUGGGGAUGAUAAUUGAUGGAAUUUUAUCAAA